This is a messenger RNA of Linepithema humile (Argentine ant), 1149 nucleotides long. It is a transcript of the gene Slbp, whose product is annotated as Stem-loop binding protein. Gene Ontology annotation, molecular function: histone pre-mRNA stem-loop binding; mRNA binding. The record is from RefSeq and is a predicted model, not a curated record. Gene Ontology annotation, cellular component: histone pre-mRNA 3'end processing complex; cytoplasm. Gene Ontology annotation, biological process: mRNA 3'-end processing by stem-loop binding and cleavage; mRNA transport. Lineage: Eukaryota; Metazoa; Arthropoda; Insecta; Hymenoptera; Formicidae.
GAAAUUGCAAACUUAGCGCGAACCAUUGUCAAAAAGGCGCGCACAGCGAAUGGUAAAGUGUGCAAUAAGCAGGUAAUAAGACUCAGAAACGUUCGCGAUGUUAUUCUACUCCAGAUGAGAAAAUUCUCGACUUUUAAUCAUAUUUAUUAACGUACGAUACUAGCAAUAGAGGCGGCUAAUAAGCGCGUAUGCACACUAAGAACAGUGUUGAUAUCUGGUAUUUUAUCAUAAGAAGUGAUUACACCUGUGUAAUCGGACGUCAAGUUGUCGAUAAGAAGCUAUAUCACUAAAAUGGAUCGAUCUUCACGCGAAUCGUCAGUGGAAAUAGAAAUCGAGGAUGAUGAACUGUUUGAUGAGGUAAUAUGUAUGAACAAUAAAGAAAUUAUUCAAUCGGAACAAAAUGUCACGAAGAAUGAAGAUGAUUCAGGAAACAAUGUUUCGUGUAAUGCAGAGAAAAGCGUUGUGAUCGAAGCUGAAAAAAAGCUAAAUAUACAGAAUGAUAAAAAUUUGAGCGCACAAAACAAUGAAAUUCAGGCAGAGCCUAAAGAGAGUACAAACAAAGUUAAGUACAUAGAAUACAAAGACAGUGUAAUGAAUAAGCCAGAAGAUUCUCACGUUUGGCGCAAAAGAAUGAGACAAGAUAGUGCAGAUUACGAGAAUGUUAAGGUUUCUCGUAGCAGACGGUAUUCCAGUGAUUCUAGCUCAACCACAAAUUCAUCGGAGAGUAGCAAAAAGCAAAUAGAGUAUGAAACAGAUCCAAUUGUAUUAGCACGUAGACAAAAAGAAAUAGAUUAUGGAAAAAACACUAUCGGAUAUGAUAGAUAUAUUCAGAUGAUUCCUAAGGAGAAACGUACACGGGAACAUCCGAGAACACCGCCAAAAUAUAUAAAGUACAGCAGAAGGGGCUGGGAUGGUAUGGUAAAGUUAUGGCGAAAACAACUUCACUCUUGGGAUCCUCCUCAGGAAAAUGAUAAGACAGAUUAAAAAACUGCAAUCAUUUUAGCAUUUCAUUAAAAUACUGCCACUGGUAUCUUUUUUUUAAUUUAUAUCGCAAUUGUGUUGCUUUUUAUUUAGGCUGUUUGUUGCGUAUCGCUUCUUGUGUUUAAAAUAAUUAAAAUAAUUUAUGGUUAACAGAUUAAAAUAAAAUAU